Molecule: messenger RNA, 3133 nt
Organism: Lolium rigidum
Lineage: Eukaryota; Viridiplantae; Streptophyta; Magnoliopsida; Poales; Poaceae
Product: homeobox-leucine zipper protein ROC6-like
Exons: 8
Coding region: 452-3133 (893 amino acids)
Biological process (GO): regulation of DNA-templated transcription
Molecular function (GO): DNA binding; lipid binding; DNA-binding transcription factor activity, RNA polymerase II-specific
Source: RefSeq, a predicted model, not a curated record
GCUGCCAGCCUCCCAACCCCUCUCCUCCCCCUUCUCCUUCCCCGAACUCAUGUCAUCCACCACGCUAGCGAUAGCCUGACUGAUAGGCUCGUCGCCAUCGCCGCCGUUGUUGUGACGGCGGCUGAUAUAUAGCCGGGGGAGAGAUCGAUUGAUUGGUAGCAGUAGUGGUAGCAUCUCCGGAAGCCAGAAGUGGAGAUUCUUUCCUUCUUUGCGCUUUGCCUCCACCAUGAUUCCCUUCCACCUUCGCGCCCGCCAUGCCAUCUAUAGCGCGUUCCUGCCGUUUUAAUGCCUAGUACUCCUCCUCUCUCUCCUCGUAAAAAAUCCGAUAAAUCGUCGGGAUCCGAGCGGAUCCACUGGGGUUGGUAGGUGGAUCAAUUCCCGGGACGAGGGGAGAUUUCAGUCCGAGAAAAAGACGAGAGUCUUUCUCUGUCAUUUGUAGCUAUCCUGAUCGAUGAGCUUCGGCGGCAUGUUCGAUGGCACCGGCUCCGGCGUCUUCUCCUACGACGCCGGCGGGGGCGGCGCCGGCAUGCACAACCCAGCUGGCCGCCUCCUCCCCUCGCCGAACCUCCCCAGACCCGGCGGCGGUUUCUCGUCCUCCACCGGCCUCUCCCUUGGCCUGCAGACGAACAUGGAAGGUGGGCAGCUCGGCGAUCCGAACCGGCUCGGCGGUCUGCUGGGCAGCGCCGGGAGCGUCGGCGACGGCGGCGACUCGCUGGUCCGCGGGCGGGAGGACGAGAACGACAGCCGCUCCGGGAGCGACAACCUCGACGGCGCGUCCGGCGACGAGCUCGACCCGGACAACGGCAACCCGCGCAAGAAGAAGAAGCGCUACCACCGCCACACGCCGCAGCAAAUCCAGGAGCUCGAAGCUGUGUUCAAGGAAUGCCCUCACCCGGACGAGAAGCAGCGGAUGGAGCUCAGCCGGCGGCUCAACCUGGAGAGCCGCCAGGUCAAGUUCUGGUUCCAGAAUCGGCGCACCCAGAUGAAGACGCAGAUCGAGCGUCACGAGAACGCGCUGCUGCGGCAAGAGAACGACAAGCUGCGCACCGAGAACAUGACGAUCCGGGAGGCGAUGCGGAGCCCGAUGUGCGGCAACUGCGGCGGCGCGGCGGUGCUGGGCGACGUGUCGCUGGAGGAGCAGCACCUGCGCAUCGAGAACUCGCGCCUCAAGGACGAGCUUGACCGCGUGUGCGCGCUGGCGGGCAAGUUCCUGGGCCGGCCCGUGUCCGCCAUCUCGUCCCCGCUGAGCCUCCCGUCGUCGCUCUCCGGGCUCGACCUCGCCGUCGGCAGCGCCAACGGCGGGUUCAUGGGCGGCGGCUCGGUGCUGCAGUCCAUCCCCGACCUGAUGGGCGGCGGGGCGGCGGGCAUGCGGCUGCCCGCCGGCAUGAUCGGGGGCGGGCUGGACGACGGCGUUGGUGGAGCGGGUGAUGCCAUGGACCGCGGCGUGCUGCUGGAGCUCGGGCUGGCGGCCAUGGAGGAGCUGGUGAAGGUGGCGCAGGUGGACGAGCCGCUGUGGCUGCCCAGCGGCCUGGACAGCGGCGGCGGGUUCGGCCAGCAGCAGGCGCUGGAGAGCGGGGGUUUCCAGACGAUGAACUACGAGGAGUACCGCCGCUCGUUCGCGCGCGUGCUCGGCCCCAGCCCUGCUGGGUUCGUCUCCGAGGCCACCCGCGACGUCGGCGUGGCCAUCGUCAGCAGCGUCGACCUCGUGAGCAGCCUCAUGGACGCGGGCCGGUGGUCGGAGAUGUUCCCGUGCGUGGUGGCGCGGGCGAGCACGAUGGAGAUGAUCUCGAGCGGCAUGGGCGGCACGCUCAGCGGCUCGAUCCAACUGAUGCGCGCGGAGCUGCAGGUGCUGUCGCCGCUGGUGCCGAUCCGGGAGGUGACGUUCCUGCGGUUCUGCAAGCAGCACGCGGAGGGCCUCUGGGCCGUCGUCGACGUCUCCGUCGACGCCGUCCUCCGCCCCAACGACGGCGCCGCCGCGGCGGGGUACAUGGGCUGCCGCCUCCUGCCCUCCGGCUGCGUCGUGGAGGACAUGCGCAACGGCUACUCCAAGGUCACGUGGGUGGUUCACGCCGAGUACGACGAGGCCGCGGCGCACGAGCUGUACCGGCCGCUGCUCCGCUCCGGCCAGGCCCUCGGCGCGCGGCGCUGGCUCGCCUCGCUGCGGCGCCAGUGCGAGUACCUCGCCAUUCUCUGCUCCAACCCGCUGCCCUCGCGCGGCGACGGCCACCACGAGGCCAUCUCGCCCGUCGGCCGCCGCUGCAUGCUCAAGCUCGCGCAGCGCAUGGCCGACAACUUCUGCGCCGGGGUCUGUGCCACGGCGGCCCAGAAGUGGCGCCGCCUCGACGAGUGGCGCGUCGAGGGUGGCGACCAGCAGCCGCGCGGCGCCGGCGGGGAGGACAAGGUCAGGAUGAUGGCGCGACAGAGCGUCGGCGCGCCCGGGGAGCCGCCCGGCGUCGUGCUCAGCGCCACCACCUCCGUCAGGCUACCUGGCACGUCGCCGCAGCGCGUCUUCGACUACCUACGCGACGAGCAGCGCCGUGGCGAGUGGGACAUUCUCGCCAACGGCGAGGCCAUGCAGGAGAUGGACCACAUCGCCAAGGGCCAGCACCACGGCAACGCCGUCUCACUCCUCCGUCCCAACGUAAGUAUCACUUCCAUUCCAUGUACUGAAUUAUUCUAUAGUUGUAUUCUUCAAUUAUUUCUCAUUUUAAGCAUCUCAGUUCCUUCUUGUGACACUGUUUUUGUCGCAUACUCCUUACACAGAAUGGAGUAUAGUCGCAGGUCCACUGGUUCAAGGGCAGAAGAAAAUCCUGGUGCUCAUCCUCUAGUGUACCAUAGAAGGAGUGCAAGGGAGAGGCAGCUGGCAGAGGAGAGAAAUAGGGAGUUCAUGGAGCAAGAAGCUAUUACUGGUUUGGAGCAGCUAGGUGAAAGUGUUGUUAGAAGGAUGUUUAUGGCAUUGCUUGCUCCUAAUGCUCCACCAAACAUUAGAAGGGCUUGUCAACCUACCAUACCAUCCAUGGAUGAGCUGCCAAGAAGAGUUGAUGGGCUACAUCAUAGGGAGGCAAGGAAUCAAAUGCUUUGUUCAGGGGAUUACCCUCCAUUGGAUCAGUUGGAGAGAGCUCUAGAGGGAUAA